Molecule: messenger RNA, 6591 nt
Organism: Chroicocephalus ridibundus (black-headed gull)
Lineage: Eukaryota; Metazoa; Chordata; Aves; Charadriiformes; Laridae
Gene: N4BP1
Product: NEDD4 binding protein 1
Exons: 7
Coding region: 150-2930 (926 amino acids)
Biological process (GO): negative regulation of proteasomal ubiquitin-dependent protein catabolic process; negative regulation of protein ubiquitination
Cellular component (GO): PML body; nucleus
Source: RefSeq, a predicted model, not a curated record
GCGCUCUCCACCUCCCAGCGCGGGGCGGCACCGUCGCGGGCCGAUGACGCGCGCGGGCGGCGCGGAGGGUGCCCGGGGAUUCCCCGUGUUGUUGUCCUGGGGCCCGGCGGGAUGGGCGGCUGCAGCGCGGGGCGGCGCGGCCGGCCCUGAUGGCGGCUCGCUGGGCGGCCCACGGCUCCGAGCCGGGGCUGGAUGAGUUCACCGUCCCGGCGGAGAAGAGCCGCCUUCUGGAGGGGAGCCUGGGCCGCAUCGAGGGCUUGUUCGAGGUGCGGCUGGCCGUGUUGGGGGCACAGGGGGACUGGCGGCCCGCCAUCCUGCCGCCGGGCCCGCCGUCCGCCGCCGCCCGCAUCUGGGUGCAGCUGACGGGCGGUGGGAAGGCCGUACGCAGCGCCAAGGAGUAUAUUAAGGGACUUUGUGAACCUGAACUAGAAGAAAAGGAGUACUACCCAAAGGACAUGCACUGCAUCUUUGUUGGUGCACAGAGUCUGUUCCUCAACAGUCUUAUUCAGGAUACCUGUGCUGAUAUAACAGUGCUGGAAAUAGGAUUGCUCAGUAUUAAAGGGGGUGCAGAAGCUGUUGUUAUGGCUCAAAGUCACAUUCAGCAGUUUGUGAAGCUUUUUAAGAGUAAUGAAAGCUUAUUAAGCGACAAUGAGUCAGGGAUUAAAAAGCAAUUCAGACAAUUUGUGGAAGCACAUGCAGAUAAAUAUACAAUGGAUUUACUGAUUUUGCCUAGCUCACUAAAAAGAGAACUCCUAGCUCUCACACGAACUGAAUGUUGUGAAGUGGAGAGCGAUAUCAUAGAUCUUACGGGUUCUGAAAGCCCAACAGAGUUUUUACAGAACAAAGCCUUCAAAGUAAUUGCUACAAACAGAGAUGGAAGAGCAGAUGGUGAGGAAGCAAGAAACAAUGCCGGGACACCUGUAACUGAGCUUACAAAGCAAAUGGACACUGUGUUUUCUGAUGCUCCUGAAACAAGUUUUGUUCCCAUAAAUGUUGUGCCUCUGUUAGAAGUAGAGGUGUCUAAAGAAAGACAGUCAUGUAAACGAAGAUCCUCUGAUGAUGAGGAAAGGCUCCCUAAAAAGCAUUUCUCUUUGGAAAAUGAUCAGGAAGUAAAAUCCGCUUCAGACAGCAACGCAGUUAUUGAUCUGCUUUCGGAUGGCUGCAGUGAAUCAGAUGAUCCCAGUUACUGCCUUAAAGAAGGUGAUGAUAUCAGUGAGGAAAUGGAAUAUAAGAUUCUUGUGAACUUUUUCAGAACAAUGGGGUAUUCCCAAAAUAUUGUAGAAAAAGUUAUUGGUAUCCUAGGACAAUCUGUGGAACCGUUAACAUUGCUAGAAGAAAUUGAAAAGGAAAACUUAAAAUUUCAAAAAGAAAGUGAACAGUCAUCUCAAAAGCCCAGAACUAUCAAUCCUCCUUUAGGAAGUAAUGCAGAAAAUUCACAAAAGCUAGAAGACAAAGGCAUUUCUAGGAAUAAAAGUCCACUUAAAUCCAAUCAUACUACAAAGGAGACAAAAAAGGAGUAUCACAAAGUAAGAGAUUCACCAGGCAUGCAAGUUGAUGCAGAAGACAAAAUGCAUAUGUUGGUAUGCAAACCUCCUUCUCCUUCCAGAAAAAAUUCAGCUAUAUGCUGUAAACAGAGAGACAUUUAUUGCCCUGGUAAGAAUCACAGUUCAAGGUCAAGUGAUAUAGAAAUCGAUGGUGGUGUAACUUUCAGCACUAUACAAGCUGGAGCUCUAAAAGAAGUUGAUUUUGUAGCCAGAGGGAGCUCAGAUGUGCAGCGUAUUUCAAGUAAGACUAAAACUGCAGUUCAGCAAAAAUCUGCAAGGCCCUCAACUGUACAGAAUAGUCAUCAUGGUUUUGAGGACCAAUUAGGACACUGCAGCUCUUCUUCUCAAGUGAGAUCUCUCAACCAAUGCCAAACCUCAAAUUCUGAAAAUCCUAUCCCAGACCAGGUGUUGUCUUCACAAAUACAUCUUUCAAAUACUGAUAGAGAGACAGUGGGACCACACAGACGUCAUCCUGAUCCUUCAGUUACUGGAGUUCAAAGAUUUUUGGAAUCUCUGAAAAAGCCAUACAAACUGGAGUUGAAAAAUGAACCUGGGAAACCCUAUUUAAAACAUAUCAUUAUAGAUGGAAGCAAUGUUGCAAUUUCUCAUGGUCUAAGGAAAUUCUUCUCCUGUCGAGGAAUUGCAAUAUCUGUUGAUUACUUUUGGAAACGUGGCCACAGAAAUAUUACCGUAUUCGUUCCACAGUGGAGAACAAGACGUGAUCCUUACAUUACAGAGCAGGAUUUCUUAACACAGCUCCAGGAUGUUGGAAUAUUGUCUUUAACCCCUGCAAGGAUGGUUUUAGGAGCAAGAAUUGCUGCUCAUGAUGACAGGUUUUUAUUACACCUUGCUGAUAAAACUGGAGGUGUUAUUGUGACUAAUGAUAACUUCAGAGAAUUUGUGACAGAAUCACGUGCCUGGAGAGAAAUUAUUCAAAAAAGGUUGCUCCAGUACACUUUUGCUGGUGACAUAUUUAUGGUUCCUGAUGACCCUUUGGGAAGAAAUGGACCCAGGCUAGAUGACUUCCUUCGAAGUGAAGGCUGUUCUAGAGAUUUUCGGUCAGCACAAAAGGCUUUACAGAGCAGUGGACAAUAUUCUUCUGAGACGCCUUUCUUCAUGCCAGUCUCCAGACCAACCAGUAGCAGUCAACAGCCUAAAAACAGAGUACAUGGUGAUCGUUCAUCAACGUGGCUUCCUCUGGAAACAGACAUACAGGCUUGUCUAGCAACUCCACCACAGAGAUCUGCCUCAGAAACAGUACAGCUAAGAGAAGCCCUGAUAAAAAUUUUUCCUGAUUAUGAGCAAAGACAGAAGAUUGAUCAAAUACUAGCUGAUCAUCCAUUCAUGAGAGAUCUUAAUGCACUGUCUGCCAUGUUGCUUGACUGAAUAUUUUACAGUGUUUUUAUAUCACAACUGAUAGUGACUAACUUUGAAUAUCAGCGUGAAGAAAAAUGUUGCUCUAUUAUGUUACUCUGUGAAUAUUCAGAACCUAAUUUUACUUGUAUAAACAAAGAUAUUUUUUGUGUAUGUUCUGUUGCUAAUAGAUGCCAGUUUUUGGUAAAUUAAAAACUGCUGCUACUACAGAUUUGUAAUAAUACUUUCUAUGAAAAAAAAAAACAACAAAUCCUCUGCUUCACUUGAAUUGCUUGUUAGAGCAGUAGCAGUUCUAAAGAACUGUUACCACUUUAAACAGCAUGUUAGCACUUUUUAAAAACCCCUUUCCUCAAAAGGUAAAAAUCACGUCAGAGGCUUAAAAUUUACUCUUACAGCUUCAGAUAUAUUUUUCCAGAUGCAUGCAUAACAUACUAUAACAUAAGCCAUGCACCUGUCAGAUAUCAUUGUUGGUGUUUGUAUCUAGAGUAUAGAUGUUCUUAGAAAACCUAUACUCUACUAGUACCACCUUCACUUACGAACUUUGAAAUAUUUCUCCGUGGAAAUAAAACAGACCCGUUUAAUAUUUUCAGAUAUGAAGAUUUCUACAUAGUGUAUAUAUGAACCUACUUUCCUUAAGCCUGCAUUGUGGAUUUUGGAAAUAGGCUAUAGUUUUCCAACUGGACAUCAGUUUGAAGAUCGGUGUAUAGGAGCAGUGGAUGUUCGAUGUAUCAUUGAAGUACAGUCACAAGGUGGCGUUAUGCAACUGUUGGUUGGUAGUGAUCAGCAGGAAGGCUUCUGGCAUUCUGAAGUGCUUGUUCUUAUAUAAAGAAAGAUUAAAUGCAAGAUGGAUAAAAGUAAUUGUAAGAGUGUUGUGGAUAAAAUUGUGUAUUAUAUGAAUAACUUACGGAUACUAAGCAGCCUUCUGAUAUUACAGGCAGCUGAGAAGCUUUGUAUAUAUGGGUGGAAGUGCCCAUGGAAUGAAAAUAAACCAAGAAAAUCCAUUUGCCUGUUCAUUCAGGUUGAGAGAUACUAUGCUAGAGUAGUUGAGAGGGAAGGUUUCAGUUAGAAAGUGUAAAUUCACAACUUUCCUUAAUAGAAGAUAUUUAUAAUGCUUUAAAAGAUCCGUGAUACCUACCUUGCUUUUUAAAUUGGAAAUUCUUCUGACCAUCCAGAAUAAUUUUAGUAUUUUUAACAACCUGUGCUGUUACCCGUUUGUCUUUGCCCUACCUGUUCUAAAUCUCAGUGCUGUGAUAAGCUAUGAACAGAAUGUGAUGCUGUUUAUAUAGAAAUGGCAUACUGUCUCGUGCAGAGCUAAUACACUGCAGUUAACUGCCAGCUCCACCCCUUUAAAUCUGUUCUGGGAUCUAUCCCAAAAGUAAGGUGCAAAAAAACCCAUAAUUUAUGAAAGCUGACCAAUAGGAACACUUUCAAGAGCAGGAGCAAAGUGAAGAUUACUGUGGGUGUAUGUCUCUGUACACGCUUAAGUCUGUUAUACCUUCCUUUUAACAGGUUUUUGGUGCCAAGUGUUCACAUCAGUAAAAUCAAAUCAGACUGUAAAGAAAAUGUGGGCUACAGAGCCCAUGUUAAACUUCUGACGUAUUGAGCCUUGCCCUGAAGCGUAAGUAUAGUGGCUUUCUCUCCAGUUCCCUGCAUUCUGAAAUCAGUCUUUGCUUAAAUGCAAAAGAGCUGAAAUAUGCUGAGGAAAUAAGAGUGUUGAAAGUCUGUCAUCUUGCAUGACCCUUUCACAUGUAUUGUGAAGUCAGAAACAGAAGGCAAAGUCUUGAUCUUCCCUCAACAGGAGAAAACUGAAAGAUGAUUACAGCAAGAGCAAAAGAAAAGCAUUAGGAACAGUUAUUACAGCAUUUCAAAAACAUGAGGAUAAAGAAAGGUUUUAAAUAUGUUUCUACAUCCAAAUAGACAAAUCUUAAUUAUUUUUUUCUAUAAAAAUGAGUGGGAAAUUAGAUAGGCAGAGUCAUUCUGACCACCGUGUGUUUGCCAAGAAGCAGUGCUUGCCUACUAAGUGCUACGUGAGCACCAGGUUCUGUCCCCAUAAAAACUUUGUUACGUUCCUAAAGCCUGUUGUCACUGAUUGGAGUUGGUAUCACUUUAAUAAGUAGUAAGAGAAUAAAUUACCGCCAGUGAAGGGCUUUUCCUUAACAGGGAUAGGAUCCCACAGAGGACAGUGGUGGUGAAUUGGAUAAUUGUGCUUAGUUGUACAUUGGAGUGAGACAUAGGAACUUUGGGUCUGUUUUUUAAUUCCUAAUAAGCUCCUCUAGAGGCAAUCAGGAGAAUCAAGGAAAUGGAAAAUGUCUCCUUUGCACAUUAGUAUACUCAAACUGAAACCAGCUGUGCAGUACAGAAGUGCAGAUAAAUAAAUGUGGUUUUGUUCUCAUUUGUUUGUCACAAGGAAGGAAGAUGAUAAAAAUUGGAGUAUGACACUGCAGGAGCUGCAAAAGAUAAGUACCAUGUUGAUUACUAUCUAGUGUGGGAGACAUGGUGAAGUAUGUAAACAUUACUAGCUAGCAGUGGAUGGGGGAACUGUAUUAAUGCUAGUAGAUUUCACUUCUGUGCUAAACAUCCGAUUUGGAAGGAAUUAAAGAGGAAUGUAGCAUCAAAUGUUCAGCAGAGUAGUAGCUGAUCAUGUUUUCAUGACACAAGAAGCCUAGCUGGGAAUAGUAGCUAGCUAAAACCUGUAAAUUUACCAAGUUUUCCCAGAUAGAGGACAGACUUGACAAAUCAACUGAUUUUGGUGGCAGAAGCUUAUUGCGGGAUGUUAAAGCAAGCUGUCAACAGCUGAAGUUCCUGUAAAAUGAUACCAAUUGAGGCCAAAGGUUCUUUAUUUUCUGUUUCUCUUUUUUUAGGUUCUAUUGUCCCUUCAGCUUUGAGUUUUAAACACUGCAUCUCUGUUAACGAGGAAGAUGAAAAACAUAACCAGUAUGGUCUGAAUUUUCCUUGAGGGAAGUGGGUGGAGCUGUUGGCAAUGCUAUGGUAGAGGAACACCCAGGGUGGCAUCUCAACUGCACUUAGAACAAAACCAUCAGUGUCUUUCAGUUUUGUUUUCACUUGUUCUUAGUUCCCUGUUAGCCUACUUACUGCAAGUAUGGCUGUUCAUAAAAUCUGUAAACAGCCUCUCUCAGUGCACAAGAGAACUAGCACUACAUGAAACACAGCAACCAAGAAAGCUUUCAUGGGCCCAACAGAACAAGUUUUUUGUUUUGAUUUUUUUUUUAAUCACAAAAUAUGCUUUUUUAUACAAGAAAGUUGGUCUGUGAUUCUCCUUUAUCAACUGUACAAAGUGCUGAGUGGAAUGAGUAGAGGGAAAGGUCAAGUUGAAGUCCAAAUGUAGCUAGAAUGUUCCUGAUCCCUAGAAAAAACUAAUUUUCUGUGAUAUGGUAUGUAUCACUAAUACAGCUUUCAAUUUCUUGGUAUUUCCACUGAAAUGGGAAGAUAAAGGAAUAUAUUUUUGAUCUUGCUCAGAACUUCCCUGUUGUCUAGGGAAGAUGUUCAUAAUUCCAAGUAGAUACAACUACUUUUACCUGAACAGCCCUGAGUUUACUCAUGAUAGUAAAAAAGUGCCAAGACCCAGUAAUAAGCAACAAAAAACCCCAAUUCCUGGAUAUAUGUAUAAUCUCCUAGCUCCAUACAAAAGCAAUAAAAUGUCAUUAUCACCUGA